AGAGGAGGAAUAAUAUAUCCGCGAUUUGCUGGCGAGGAGGGACCGCUCGUACUACGACCCGUAACGCCGAUGGAGUGACUCAAUAUGCCUAGGUCGUUACUGGUGAUCUUCGCCGCGCUAUGCGCGACGUGCAGUCGCGCUGACUUCUUCAGCGGGAAGGAAGUGGUAUACGAUUUGAUGGUGGCACCAGUAUCGUCGACGGACGAUAACAAUCUUUACAUAGACGACGGCGUGGACGGAUUCCCGGCAUUUGGCUUUCGACCCGGAUCCGAAGUGAAGCAACCCUAUAGACUGUACCUCCCGGAAAAGUUGCCAGCCGAGUUCACCCUGGUGGCCACGUUCAAGCCGACCUCCUUUCGAACGAGCUACCUCUUCGCCGUUCUUAAUCCCUUCGAAACCGUUGUCCAAUUAGGCAUUAGAAUUUCGGACGGACCCGACUCAAACCAAAAUGUCUCGCUGGUCUACACGAAUUCGGACGAGCAUUCGCAUUCGGAGGAGGUGGCGAAAUUUACCGUGCCAAAGCUCACGAAGAAAUGGUCGAAGAUCGUCAUUAAAGUUUCCACGAGCGACAUCACCUUCUACCUCAAUUGCCACGAGAUGGCCCGGCAAAGGGUUACCAGGAUCCCCCAGGAAUUAGUAUUCGAUACCGCCAGCACGCUGUACAUCGCGCAAGCCGGACCGCACAUCCAGGAGCGAUACGACGGUUUGCUGCAAUCUUUGAAGUUAUACGCCGGCCAUCCUCCGGACCUUGUAAAAUGCACAGCUGAUUUUUACUUUUCAGCUUCAGAUGAAGAGCUCGCUUCUGGCGAUUAUGAUGUCAAUUUGUUCUACGGUUCCGGCGACACUGAUUUAAAUAAGAUCAGUCGAGAUACGGACGAAGACAAAAGUGAAGAGAGUAACCCGCCGCCAUUCAUCACGCCCCCGCCUCCGAAUCCAGAUUAUAAAGGUCCGAAAGGCGAGAAGGGCGACAAAGGGGACAAGGGCGAGAGCGUCAGGGGUCCCCCGGGGCCUCCUGGCCCGCCUGGCCGCGACGAGGAUUGGCAAAUGAAGAUACCACAGGGACCACCUGGUCAGAAGGGAGACCCCGGCACUUGCACCUGCAACGCCACGGCCUUAAUGUCUUCCUUUACGAUGCCAAAGAUGAUACAGGGGCCGAAGGGUGAGCCAGGAGUGCCCGGACAGGAAGGCAAGCAGGGCCUGAUGGGCCUCACGGGUGCGGCAGGACCGCCAGGGGAAAGAGGACUGCAGGGUUCGUCCGGGGCUAAAGGUGACAAGGGUGAUAUUGGAAUAGCGGGACCGGAAGGUCCUCAAGGUCAGAAGGGCGAGCCGGGUCGGGAUGGAAUACCCGGUGAAAAGGGUGCGCAAGGUCCGCCGGGGCCGCCCGGAAAAGGAGAAUUUUCUGGCUAUGACCCGGAAGGUAUCACAAUGAGACCAGGACUUCCAGGGCAAAAGGGUGAGCCAGGUAUUUCGGGAAGUCCUGGACCUAAAGGCGAGGCUGGAAUACCCGGGUCCAAAGGUAUCAAAGGCGAACCCGGGCACAAAGGUGCCAAGGGCGAUCACGGGAAAGACGGUCCUAGAGGAAUUCAGGGCUUUAAGGGUGAACCUGGCGCGCCUGGUGCACCUGGUUUGCCAGGCGCACCCGGGGAAAACGGGCGACCGGCGGAGAAGGGCGAUAAAGGCGACACGGGACCUGAAGGAAAACUGGGGCCUCCAGGACCACCCGGUCCACCGGGUGUGGGCGGACCCGGUGGCAUUAACGUGGGAGAUCUAGGAUUUGGGACAAAAGGGGGCAAGGGCGAUGCUGGAGCGCGCGGGUACAAGGGCGAUAAAGGCACGAAGGGCGAGAAGGGCGAUAAGGGCGACGGCGGGCCAUCUGGUAUUCCCGGAAUAAACGGUAUUCAAGGGCCUCAAGGAGAUAAAGGCGAACCGGGUAAAGACGGAGUAUCAGGAUUAGCCGGCAUACCUGGCGCUAAAGGUGAGAGAGGCGAGAGAGGUCCUCCUGGAGCCACUACCGUCGCCAAUUCCGGCGACUAUAUCACCAUCAAAGGUGAGAAAGGCGCCGAAGGAAAACGGGGCAGGAGAGGACGGCCUGGACCGCCCGGUCCUGUGGGUCCUCCCGGGAAACCGGGAAUUACGGGAGAAAUUGGUCUGCCAGGAUGGAUGAACACGAUAAAGGGUCGUCCUGGGACUCCUGGAAUUCCGGGAAGUAUCGGACCAAUGGGACCCAAGGGAGAAAAGGGGGAGCCUGGCGCACCAAGUCCUUACGGCGUUUCCGUCGGUAUCAAAGGCGACAAGGGAGACGACGGUUUCCCCGGGAUUCCUGGGCAGUCGGGAAGAGACGGGCAGAGAGGACCGCCAGGACCUCCCGGACCUCCUGGAGCACCGUCUCAAGGAAAAUAUAUUCCAGUACCAGGGCCUCCAGGUCCUCCCGGACCCCCCGGCCCGCCCGGCUUGUCUUUAAUCGGACAGAAAGGAGAGCCCGGGAUCGGUAGAAGCCACGUUUUCGGAGAAAGAGAUUACUAUCCUCCCAGGCAAGGAGCCAGAAGUAGUCUAGACGAAUUGAAAGCUCUGCGUGAACUCAAGCAACUGAAAGAACUGAAAGAGCAAUUAGGUGUUGUUACUGCCGCUACGAGGGGACCUUUAGAAAGUACAACGAAAAUUGUGCCAGGAGCUGUUACGUUCCAAAACACAGAAGCCAUGACAAAAAUGUCUAGCGUAAGUCCGGUCGGGACCCUGGCUUACAUCAUAGACGAGCAAGCGUUACUAGUCAGAGUUAACAACGGGUGGCAAUACAUUGCACUCGGAUCACUUUUGCCUAUCACAACGCCAGCCCCGCCAACGACAUCUCCACCGCCGGCGAAUCCUCCUUUCGAGGCAUCCAACUUAAUUAACCAGAUACCCGUGAAAGCCGACGGUACAGGGUGGUAUCCGCGAAUGUUAAGGAUGGCUGCGCUGAAUGAGCCGUUCACUGGAGAUAUGCAUGGUAUACGAGGAGCAGACUACGCUUGCUAUCGACAAGCAAGGCGAGCAGGCUUGAGAGGUACCUUCCGUGCUUUCCUUAGCUCUCGAGUUCAAAACGUCGAUAGCAUUGUCAGAUUAGGGGAUCGAGAUCUUCCCAUAGUUAACAUAAAGGGCGACGUGCUAUUCAAUUCUUGGAAGGAGAUGUUCAAUGGAAAUGGGGCGUACUUCUCCCAGAAUCCCAGAAUCUACAGCUUCAACGGGAAGAACAUCCUUACUGACUUCGCAUGGCCCGAGAAAGUCGCGUGGCACGGCUCUCACAAACUCGGCGACCGUGCGAUGGACACUUACUGCGACGCCUGGCACUCGAGCAGCUCGGAUCGCUACGGAUUAGGCUCGCCGUUGACCGGCGGCCGGCUGUUGGAACAAGUACGAUACUCGUGCGACAAUAAAUUCGCGCUGCUCUGCAUCGAGGUGACGAGCGAGCUGGUGAGGAGACGGCGGGCCGCCGACAAUCGGCCGGACGACGACGUCGAGAUGUCGGAGAACGACUACAUGGAGUACUUGGAGGAGCUCAUGCAAUACUGAACAUAACUCGCACCUUCGACCAUCCACCAUCGCAACGCGAAAAUCGAGCCGUUAUGUAAAUAGGAAUGCAGAUGCGCGCGUGCUGCGUUUCUUCGCGCGCGAUAUAUACAUAUAAUAAUAUAUAUAAAUAUAUAUAUAUAAAAGAAAAAUCCCACGUUCAAGUAAUAAUUCAUAUCGAUAUACAUAUCGUCAAGUCACAGCGUGUGCGAUCCGUCGCACGAGCAGCGUCACACAUCUCAUUUAUCCGCGUACCCGAGAUCACGAAACUAUCUCCGAUUCCGAAAGGGUAUAAUUACUUGUACUUUACCCCGCGAGCCACCACUCCGCUUCAGCCGCGCGUCUCAGUUCUCUCCUCUCCCCCCCCCCCCUCUCUCUCUCUUUCUCUCCUCUCUCUCUCUCUCGAUCUUUCUUAAACCAAAAAGAGAAGACUGAUCGUCUAGAUACUCGUCAGUGUUUCGUCGUAUUUGCGUAUUCGCGCCAAGUAUUCCUUCUCCCUUCCCUCCCUACCAUUCCAGUCGCUUUCGAAAGCUUCGAUCGUUCGAGGACUUUUGGGAGAGCUCCGCCGCGAUUCGACGUUCGUUAAACGUUUCCCCUCGUCACGAUAAACGUCCAAGAAUACUUGUGGAUCAGCGAACGAGCGACACGAAACCCGGACAGCGCGUGCUAAGGAUUCGCUCGGGCCCGCGUUUAUGGCGCACUUUAAAAGAGGCUGUCUAGUUUCAUCCCUUCCUACCACCAAGCCACCAUACGCUGGACGAUGUCUGCUCAGCAUACUCCUGAAUUAUUCAAAAGUCAGAAAACACGAGCGAACGAUUUUUUUUUUAACUAGAUCCGUAUCGAUAGCUUAUCAUCGCGAGGAUGAAGGUCCUGAAUACCAAAACAACGUAGUAAUUUCGAAACUAAAAAUUUUCGGAAAACGAAAGAAAUCUGAGAUUCAAUCAGUUUUGCCUUUUACCAUUUUCCCUCUAGCCUUUUUGUAACGUAACUUGUGCUGGAAGACUCAUAUGUUAUUCAAGAUACACGAUACAAAUAUAUUGCGACGUUUCUCGAGAAAUAUUAUAAUAAAUGGGCGUAACAUAACUGAAAUUUGGUCUAUGUAACAUCUCGUCUGAAUCGAAGGGAUUCUUAAUUUGGACUUUUCUGGAUUUACUACGGUUUGAAAUUUUCAGGCCCUCAAUUACUACCAUGAAUUUUCCUUGUUUCUACCGCAAAACAGCCGACGUACUGCGAAUCCUCAAGUGAUAACCUAGGUAGUUACGACAGGGCAAACGCCGAAAUAUUACAAGUGCGCUGCGAAUGCGGGCCGUACCGUUUAGGGAACUAAUUACUUAACACUGCCCUAAGUAAACCUAAAUGAAGUUCGUAUCCGCGAUCAAGUUGCAUUUACAUUUUAGCUGAUACAUAUUGAGUGUGUAUGUUAGUCGUAAGAGGCACAUCGAUUAAGGAGUUUCGGACGACGAGUUGCUGGGCUCAUUGUCGAAGAUUUAUGCUCCGUGUAUCUUGUAAGUCAUCGAGAAGGAAAUUACUUGUAUCUUUAAGAUCAUCGAUCGCCCUAAGGAUAGUCAUCACGCGUCGAUCAGUUCUUCGAAAUCUUUGUAAAAUUGUCACUGAGAUGUUCGCGAGUAACACUUGAGAAUUGAAGGAAAUUAGAAUUAACGAAGGAAUGAAAAAGUAAGCAAAUUCUUAAUGAUGUUAAAAUUCCUUUCUGUUACCCUGUUUUUAAAUAACGAUUUUAUCGCGUACGAAGCGCAGCGAAAACGCAAUUUUUAUAUACAAUACCUUGCAUUUCUGUAUUUAAUUCUGUAUUAUACACGAUACAACUGAAUUCCGUGCAAUAUGCAAUGCCAUCGAGCCUAAACGAACGCACGUGAAUGAGUGACGUUUACCAAAGCUCUGCCGCGAAAUGUAUGUAUAAUCAUUUAUGCGUCUCUUUCAUUUUUCCGUUAUUUCCUCGCAGCUUGCGCCGCAGGAUUUAUGUUUCCGGUCCGUCGAUUACACCGAGCAUAAAUCAGAUCUAAGUCAAUGUCUAUAACUCGAAGAUAUACCGUUAACAUUAACAUAAUUUAUUACAGUUACGUAGAGAUCGAUCCUGAAGGCCAUCAAAUGUACAUUUAGGUUGUCAGCAAGCUUGUUGGCGAAUAUUUCCUACAUACGUGAACUUUUUUAAGUGUCGUCAGUAGUAAUUCAUAUCCGACAACAUACAAUCGAUUGUCCUUCGAUAUAGUUUGCACCGAAAACUGUUUCGUUUCCAAAUUUUAUAUUAUUUGUACACUUUAUUAUUGUCUUUCUAAAUAAAAGAUGAAAAGGAAUCUUCUCGAGUUACAUCACCCUCUUUUCACUUUGCAUGUAGAAAUUUGUAAACAGCUUUAAGCGUUUUAUAUGUAACAUAAUGCAAACUUAAAUAUCCAGCAAGGAUAUUAAAGUUAUAAAGAAAUAGUGCAUAUUUUGUUAUCGAUAU
This is a messenger RNA of Vollenhovia emeryi, 6004 nucleotides long. It is a transcript of the gene Mp, whose product is annotated as collagen alpha-1(XXII) chain. Lineage: Eukaryota; Metazoa; Arthropoda; Insecta; Hymenoptera; Formicidae. The record is from RefSeq and is a predicted model, not a curated record. The coding region runs from base 85 to 3546 and encodes 1153 amino acids. The transcript has 23 exons.